Messenger RNA from Schistosoma margrebowiei, 1492 nucleotides. The record is from the annotation of a GenBank genome assembly. NCBI's taxonomy places the organism in Eukaryota, Metazoa, Platyhelminthes, Trematoda, Strigeidida, Schistosomatidae.
AGUACUAUUUCAAAGCAUACGCUACUGGUCUAGCAAUAGUAUUUAACAAGUGAUAUCUAUACGAAAAUGUUUGAAUGCUAAUGGCAUGGACUGAGAAAAGCAGUUACCAACGACCUAGUAGUUGAUAUCCAAUGGGAUGUUAUACAACACUAUAAGGACAGUACCUUUCGACUUUUGUUUAUUAGAUGUAUAUUUGCCAACGUAUCUUUCUCAGAGGCUACUAUGUUCAGCAAAUCAAAUACUAGCGGUCAAUCAUCAUACCAAGUGACUGAAAAUGUUCCUGCUGGUCAUCAUAUCUAAAACUAUGUGUCAGCGCCAUAUGUUCGGUGUUCUGGAAAAUUGUGGAAUUCUUUACUUGGUUUAAAAUAACUAAAAAAUUAACUUGGUCGAAACACUGAGUUUAUCGUCAUAUUCUACUCGAUGGAGGAAGAAGGAGAACUAAAAAAAGAACCAUUAGACAACUCUUUGGCGUCAUCCUGUCAAAAUGAUAUUACAGAAUCCCUUAUGACUCAGCCGAUCCCUAUCAAUAUUCGGAUUGCUCAAGAUAUACAGGAGUUUCUAUGCAAAGGUUCUAAAUCUUUUAAGUGUUCUCUGUGUACUCGAACAUUCAGGCGUCGUGAUAAAAUCAAAAGACAUUUGAUUGAAUGUCAUUACGGGAUAAAAGACUAUGAAUGUUCGUUGUGUUUUAAAAAAUUUGCUCGUAAUGAACAUUACAACCGACAUAUGAAUGAUGUUCAUACUCUCACCAAAGGUUAUCAUUGCCGUUUGUGUAAUCGAAGAUUUAAACGAAAUUCAGAGUUUUGUCAUCAUAUAAAAACUGCUCAUCAUGAACAAUCUGGAUUGUUUGCAUCCGGUUCAGUUUUAUUAUUUAAUCAAUCCGAAGAUACAAUCAAUAAUAAUGAUCAUUCAACUAGUAAUCAUCUUUCACAUAAUUAUGAGCAGCAACAAUCAUUACAAAUUGAUCAAGUGGACUCGAACUCAAUCGAUGUUGCUGGACCAGGUUUAUAUGUUGAGGUAGAGUUUAAUGCAGAUAAAACCGAAGAUGGAAAAAAUCCUAAACCUUUUGAAUGUACAUUGUGCGGAAAAUCAUUUAGCCGACAGGAUAAGUUAAGACGACAUUAUCAGGAAGCUCAUGAUGGUAUUAGAGAAGAGCAUCAAUGUCCUGCAUGUGAAAAAAGGUUUUAUCGCAAAUAUCAUUUAAAUCGUCAUGUUGCUGAGGUUCAUCGAGCUGGGAAGCCAUUUUUAUGUCCAUACUGUCGUCGUGAAUUUGCAAGGGAAUGGUCUUAUCACCAGCAUCUACAAAAAUAUCAUGAUGAUUGUGUGAAUUCUGCGCCAGUAACUUGUAUAGAAAAUCUCGAGGGAUAAUACUGAAUUUAUUCCUUCCAUUCAGUAUUCUGUGUACAUAUUUCUGUUUUAACCUUAUAUAUGUGUUUUUAAUGGUCUAAAGACUCCUGUAAAGUAAUAUCGUAAUUAUUAUUCCGUCAUUUUAGAC